UUUUUUGUAAAGCAGCAACAUGUCCUGGUAUUACACGCCCGUCCCCACUGUAGUUCCGGCCGCGGAAUUCGAUGCUUCAGCGGAUGCUAAUGCUCUGCGCGGGGCCAUGAAGGGCAUGGGAACGGACGAGCAAGCAAUCAUCGACACUCUUGCAGCACGCAGCAACGCCCAGCGGCAGCAAAUUUUAGAAACGUACGCCAGCGAACUCGGUCGCGAUUUAAUUGACGAUUUAAAAUCCGAACUGGGCGGCAAGUUCGAGGACGUCAUCGUUGGCUUGAUGAUGCCACCGGAAAAGUAUCUCUGCAAGCAGCUCCACAAGGCGAUGGACGGCAUCGGCACGGAUGAGGGUACGCUGAUCGAGGUUCUGGCACCGCAAACGAACGAAGAGGUGAAGAAAAUUGUCGAUUGCUACGAGCAAAUGUACGAUCGGCCGCUGGCGGAGCACCUUUGCUCAGAAACGUCCGGCAGCUUCCGGCGGCUGCUGACGAUGAUCAUCGUCGGAGCGCGGGCACCGCAGGGUACGGUCGAUGCCGACCUGGCCGUCGAGCAGGCCAACCAGCUGUACAGCGCGGGCGAGGGCAAGCUUGGUACGGAUGAGGAAGUGUUCUACAAGCUGCUGGCCCAUUGCAGCUUCGAUCAGCUAGAGAUCGUGUUCGAUGAGUACAAGAAGCUGUCGGGUCAAACGAUCGAGCAAGCGAUGAAACACGAGCUGAGUGGUGAAUUGUACGAUGCGCUGAGUGCGAUCGUGGAAUGCGUCCAGAUGGCACCGCACUUUUUUGCCAAACGGCUACAUAAGGCUAUGGAUGGGGUCGGUACGGACGAUGCGACGCUAAUCCGAAUCAUCGUUUCGCGCUCCGAGAUCGAUCUGCAGAACGUGAAGGAUGAGUAUGAGCAGAUGUACAACAAAACACUGCUCAGUGCCGUUCGGAACGAGUGUUCCGGUGACUACAAGCGUGCACUGUGCGCCCUAAUCGGUGGUGCCUAAAAAGCAUGUCGAAAAAACCUAAGUGUUACUGAUAAGAAAUAUUAACAUUUGCACACCCAUGAGUCAACGAAAAUAUUUACCGACACCCGAUAUGUACCGUUAAACAGCAGCAAAGCCGCUUUGCAUUGUGCAGGUGAAACACACACCUUUCGAGAAUCUCGACGAUUGGUCAGUGGCCUUUCAGUAGUUGUAGCUAUUUGCAUUCAAUGUGCGCGGCCCUCGUUCGGGUAGCCUUGCUGCGUAACGCAUUCGACACAGUAUUUUAAAACGCACUUAACCGUGAAUAAAAGCAUUUAAAAAUGUGGAAUCACAACAUGGAUAGACUGGGCAAUUUUCUUAAAAUCCAACUCAACUUUGCGUUCAAACUGAU
Messenger RNA from Anopheles cruzii, 1355 nucleotides. RefSeq names its product annexin B10-like. Gene Ontology annotation, molecular function: calcium-dependent phospholipid binding; calcium ion binding. NCBI's taxonomy places the organism in Eukaryota, Metazoa, Arthropoda, Insecta, Diptera, Culicidae. The transcript has 4 exons. Bases 20 to 985 code for a protein of 321 amino acids. Gene Ontology annotation, cellular component: cytoplasm. The record is from RefSeq and is a predicted model, not a curated record.